AAGAAAAGUUCCAUCGCAACACACUUGCAAUUGGCUUACAGGACACUCUUUUUUCACACUCUUUUUUCACUCUCCAUUGUUGAGAAUGAUCUGAAGAAAAUUGCUGUCUUGGUCAUGGAGAAGGCCAAGGAGAUUUGUGAGAAGAGAUCGCUGACUGACUUUGAAGCGGUGGCCACCGAGGGAGAUGCUAGAAAUGCACUAUGCGACGCUGUGGAAAAGCGUUAUGCUGACAUGUUGAUCAUGGGAAGCCAUGGUUAUGGCAGCUUCAAGAGGGCAAUUCUGGGCAGUGUCAGUGACUAUUGCGCACACCACGCUCCCUGCAGUGUAUUGAUUGUCAAAAAGCCCAAGGCAAACGCAAACCACUGAGAAUGCACU
This is a messenger RNA of Elaeis guineensis (African oil palm), 375 nucleotides long. The record is from RefSeq and is a predicted model, not a curated record. NCBI's taxonomy places the organism in Eukaryota, Viridiplantae, Streptophyta, Magnoliopsida, Arecales, Arecaceae.